UGGGACCGCCAGAAGCCGCUUGUAAACAGAGCCGGGCCGGGAUGGUCGGCGGCUGGAGCGGAGUGGCUGGCGGUGAGGAGGGCGGGCUGCCUGGGUCGGGGCCCUGCGGGGAGUCGGCGGCAGGCCGCGGGGGUGACCGGACCAAAGCCACGAAACUCAAGGAUUGGUGCUGCUUUGCUUUGACAAAUACUGCCCUGCUGUCUUCACAGACAUCUCUAAGAGUAAGCUUACGUAUGACUGUGCAUGGCCGUCUCUAGGCAGCCGGAUGAAGGUUACUGCCACUUGUUCCCACAGCCGCUUUGCUGGACCACUGUACUCUGUUGGCUGAAUGUUCGUGACACCCUUUCCUAAGGCAGUUUACGAGGCUUAGACCUGUUGGACCCCGAGUCAUGGAAGCUUUGGAAGUAGAUGACAUCAGCCCUGCCUUAGAGGUGACUGAGGACUUCUUUAGUACUUUUGAUAGUAAGCUGGAAAAGGUCGUGCAGCAAGCAGAGGUUUAUGGAAUUCAGGAAGUCCCUGAACUGGUGGGGCAUGAGGUAUUCAGUAACAUAACAGACAAUGGUGCUUUGAGAAAUGUUGCCACCCUGGGCAAGGGGACCAUGAUUUGGGACCACUGUAAGAGCAGGCUCCUAGAAACCAAAGCUCAAAAUGUCUUCCCUGCCAAAGAACAGCUUAUGGUCCAGAGAGGGACAGCCCCAGAUAACCUUUCCUGGAUGGAGCAGAAAGAAGCGUCAACCUUCAACCUUUUCAACAUCUGUCAGCGUCGGAGGGACAGACCUCGUUCUGUGAAUGAUUUAUUGGACGAGACCACGACUUUCAAGCCAGGACAUGCUCGAUCAAGGUCCGAUGUUACCCAUGUAGACUGGCGGGUAGUCCUCGGCACCAUGCCUUUGCAGCAGCAGCAACAGCAGCUGUCCCUUCAAGGCCCUCACUUUGGCAGGCCAUCUUUUCUGUUGCCUACGCCCAGUAAGGGUGAAGACGCUCAAGGAAAUACAGAACACAAGCAGACGUUCCCAAACAUACUGAAGAAGGGUUACCUGGAGAUCAGGAAAAACCACGACAGUUACUGGCAAAGCUGUUAUGCCGAGCUCUCACCCUACAACCUACACUUCUACAGCCUCGACAGUAGUGGGAAUCAAAGCCUGUAUGCCACGUACCAGCUUUCACAGUUCCAGAGCAUAUCUGUUCUAGGCAAUCUUGAGGCCAGGAUGGUAGACACUGUUCUCUAUGACAAUUCUCAGCUGCAACUAAAGGCAGAGUCCCCGUGGGAGGCAUUGGACUGGGGGCAGAAGCUCUGGGAAGUUGUACAUGCUACAGUGCCCAAUUACAUAGGCCGGCAGGAGGAGCCAGCAAACUCACCAGGACUUGGUACACAGAACCACUGUUUACAGAAGAAAUCCAGUGGGCUGCUGUCCUCCCCUGUUCUGGAUAGCCCCAAACAGUACCAAAACAUCCUCAAAUCAGGGACACUGUACAGACUGACCGUCCAAAACAACUGGAAGGCAUUUACAUUUGUGCUGAGCAAGGCCUAUCUUAUGGCCUUUCACCCUGGCAAGCUGGACGAAGAUCCCCUGUUGAGCUACAAUGUGGACGUGUGUCUGGCUGUGCAGAUAGACAACCUGGAUGGUUGUGACUCUUGCUUUCAAGUCAUUUUUCCCCAAGAUGUCCUCCGCCUCCGGGCUGAGACCCGACAGAGGGCUCAGGAAUGGAUGGAGGCUCUGAAGACAGCAGCCAAUGCAGCGAGGAGUUCCGAACAAAACCUGCAAGUCACACUGAGGAACAAACCCAAGGACCAGGUCGGUGGCCAUGAGCUACGGAAGAACAAACGCCAGUCCGUGACCACCAGCUUCUUGAGCAUCCUGACAACGCUGUCUUUGGAGCGAGGACUUACCGCUCAGAGUUUCAAAUGUGCAGGAUGCCAACGGUCUAUCGGUCUUUCUAAUGGCAAGGCCAAGGUGUGCAAUUACAGUGGGUGGUACUACUGCAGCAGCUGCCACGUGGACGACAGCUUUCUCAUCCCAGCACGAGUAGUUCACAACUGGGACACUUCAAAAUAUAAGGUGUCCAAGCAGGCCAAGGAGUUUCUGGAGUAUGUGUAUGAAGAGCCCCUGAUCGACAUCCAGCAGGAGAACCCCAUGCUGUACCUCCACGCAGAGCCACUGGCCACUGUUGUGCGGCUUCGACAACAGUUGAAAUCACUCCGAGCCUAUUUGUUCAGCUGCCGGGCGGCAGUGGCAGAGGAUCUGCGCCGCAGAAUUUUCCCCAGAGAAUACCUCCUGCAACAGAUCCACCUGUACUCUCUUGCUGACCUGCAGCAGGUGAUAGAGGGAAAGCUGGCUCCAUUCUUGGGCAAGGUCAUUAAAUUCGCCACCUCGCACGUCUAUAGCUGCAGUCUUUGUAGCCAGAAAGGGUUCAUCUGCGAAAUCUGUAACAAUGGCGAGAUCCUCUACCCUUUUGAGGACAUUUCAACAAGCAGGUGUGAAAGCUGUGGAGCUGUCUUUCAUUCAGAAUGCAAAGAAAAGUCCGUCCCCUGCCCACGGUGCGUCCGCCGGGAGCUGCAGAAGAAGCAGAAAUCCUUCUGGCGGCAGCUGAAUGUGGACGAAAGCCUAGAGGGGGCGUGCACCAUGUUUGAGCUGUCCUACCAGAACACCUGACUGCAGGCCAGGCUGUACCCACUCACAACCACCCGAGGGGCCACUCGGGCCCAUGCAGAUGAGGCUGUUUCUUCUCCAGCUAGAUGUAGAUAUAUAAGUUAUUUAUUUAUAUCAUGCACACCUAUACGUCCUGUACGUAUGCUUUGUAUAACACAUUGUCCAAGAGGUCCACAGUGAUCCUGUGGCUGAACUCCUACCAGAAAGCUGAGUUACACUUAGCCCUGAAAUUCAGCUGCUUGCUCCCAGCAACUGCGGUUUACACACUUUGCUCUGUAGUUGAGACCUCUGUACUCACACUGGCUCUAAGGACCGGUCUACUGCACAGGCAUCAGAGGAAGCAUCUCCCACUGCAAAGCUUUGGGUUAUUAUUGAGUUUUAACUUUUGCUGGGGAAACUGAGACAGAGACCAUUGUCAUUUGCUUCACAAGGAAAUCUCCAAAACACAAGAAUGCUUCUAGAUCUUUCAGGCAGAGAUGAGAAGAGUGAAGCAGAACCAUGCAGCAGAGGCCCAGCGGGACCCUCCUCCCAGCAGAAAGCAUGAGGAACAGAGCUACCCUGGAUUUGAAGUUAGUCACCGAAUGUGAAUCCAGAAGGAUCUCAGUAGUCAUGUCAUCCAUCUGUUUGCUGGUCCGAAGCCCAGCAGCUGCCAAAUGAUACCUGCCAGAGUGCACGUGGGUGUCCUAAGAACAGAUUUCCAAUCAUGGAUCGGAGGACGUUUGUUAGUUUUUCAUAGUGCUGGCCAGGAGGAAAUGUCCCAGGAUUGUCCUCAAGCAUAUCAGUGCAUAGACUGCUAGGUAGCUUAUGCCACACACAUCUUGGGGACACAUUGUUUCCUUUCCUGGAGUCCUCCAUAGGCAAUGCCCACCUGUCAUCUCGAAUGUUUUAUUUCUCAUUGUCCUUCACAGUACUUUUGACCCUUAAUCAGUCCAUGUAACUAUUUUUGCCUUUAUACUCUGGGCGUUUUGUUUGUUUAAGAUGGGGGCAUAUUUUAACACAGGAUCUUGCUAUAUAUCCCUGGCUGGCUUCAAACUUGUGACCCUGCUGCCUCAUCUUCCAAAUGCUGGGAUUACAGGUAUAUACCACC
Messenger RNA from Mesocricetus auratus (golden hamster), 3738 nucleotides. It is a transcript of the gene Plekhm3, whose product is annotated as pleckstrin homology domain containing M3. The transcript has 8 exons. The coding region runs from base 390 to 2654 and encodes 754 amino acids. The record is from RefSeq and is a predicted model, not a curated record. Lineage: Eukaryota; Metazoa; Chordata; Mammalia; Rodentia; Cricetidae.